AUGUCCACCUUUGAUGACGACGAGGCCCUCUUUGAGGAUAUCUACGCCGAUGAACCCGAAGCUCCAUCUAAACCAGAAGUCAACGAGGCAGUGGUAAAGGACGACGUGCCAGAAACCAAGGACACCUCUGCUCCAGAAGACACUCAGAACACCCCAAACACCCACGAAGAAACUCCAGCCCAGUCCCACCCUGAAACCCAACCAGAAGGCGAGAACAGCCAGCAACAAAACCAACCUCCACAAGAUGCACAAUACGGCCAGCCACAGGGCCAAUCGCAGUACGGAGCACCACCUCCAGCUCCUAGCCACGGAGGACAAGCCAUGCCUCAGUUCCCUGGCCAGCCUCAAUUUGGCCAAGGAUUCCAGCAAACACCACCACCACCUCCCCCAGUGGUCCACCAGCCAUCCAACAUCGGCAAGGAAAGCGGAAAGAUGUUCAUCGGAGGUCUCAAUUGGGAUACAAGUGAAGAAGGCUUGGUGUCAUACUUUUCCAAGUAUGGUGAAGUGCUUGACUACACCAUUAUGAGAGACAACAACACUGGAAAAUCUCGUGGUUUUGGUUUCUUGACAUUCAAGGAUCCCAAGUCCGUGGACGAGGUCAUCAAGACAGACCAUAUCUUGGACGGUAAGCUUAUCGACCCGAAGAGAGCCAUUGCCAGAGAAGAGCAAGACAAGGUCGGCAAGAUCUUUGUCGGUGGUAUUGACCCAAUGGUCAACGAAAAGGAGUUUAACGAUUUCUUCUCUCAGUUCGGUAGCAUUAUUGAUGCCCAAUUGAUGAUCGACAAAGACACCGGAAGAUCUAGGGGUUUUGGUUUCAUCACCUACGACUCGCCAGAUGCAGUUGACAGGGUCACCGUCAACAAGUACUUGACAUUGAAGGGAAAGGCUAUGGAAGUUAAGAGAGCUGAACCAAGAGGCCAGCAUCAACAGAAUCAGGCGCCACCACCUCCACAAACCAAUCAGUACAACAACUAUGCGGCUGCUUACAACCCGUAUGGACAGGGCCAGUAUCCCCAACAACAACAGCAAAUGGCUGCAUACGGCCAAGCUAUGAAUAUGACCCCAGAAAUGAUGCAAGAAUAUUGGCAAAGAAUGCAACAAUGGUACAUGUACCAGCAACAGGUUGCCCAAGGACAACAGCCAGGUGCUAUUGAUGGAGCAGAGGGUCAAGACCAACAGGAACAACCUUUGAACCCUCAACAACAAGCAUCUGAAGAAAGAAACGACUAUGGCAACCAGCCCAGAGGCGAUUCAAUCCAUGAAUCCAGACAGUCUAACUUUCCAAGACCCCCAAGUGGCCCAAGCGGAAACGGGAAUCAAAGAGGUAAUGCUAGAGAUGGCUAUGAUAACCCCCACAGAGACGGUAGAAGAAACAACUUGCCCAAGGGACCAAGAAGAGCACCUCCAUCUGGUCCAUCUGGAGGCAACGGUAACGGUAAUGGUAACGGAAACAGAAGACACAGAAGAGGUGGGAGAGACAGAGGAGACAGAGGAUACCAUCCAUACAGCAGAGGUGGAGGUGGAGGUGGAAGAAGAGAUCGCCAAUAAAACUAAAUAAUGAAUAAAAUUCCUGGUCGAUGACAGUAUGUAGAUUCUACAUGGCCUUUCAAUGCGGCUAUGAGAAGAUGUUCCCAAAAAUAGUAAGCAGUUUGUAUAUACAUAAUCACGAGUUGUAACGGCUCCUGUGCUUUAGAAGGUAUCUCGCUUUCGGGUGUAUUGAAGCAUGGAAAUUAUAACAGUUAAGCUUUGAUACAUAUUUAUUUUCAAGAAUUGAAUACUGUCAUGAAUUGAACAUGAAAAUAAUCUUGGUCAGAUUGCAUAAUAAUAAAUUUGAAUUGUAUGUAGAAAAGAACAAGGAAUAGGUCAUUAUCCAAG
This is a messenger RNA of Suhomyces tanzawaensis NRRL Y-17324, 1875 nucleotides long. RefSeq lists its product as uncharacterized. NCBI's taxonomy places the organism in Eukaryota, Fungi, Ascomycota, Pichiomycetes, Serinales, Debaryomycetaceae. Gene Ontology annotation, molecular function: RNA binding. Bases 1 to 1548 code for a protein of 515 amino acids. The transcript is spliced from 2 exons. The record is from RefSeq and is a predicted model, not a curated record.